AUGUCGUUGAAUACAAGUACAACCUCGGCAUUGCAUAAGAUUAAUUUGGAAACAUUCUCACUUGUUUGGCUGGAUAUUACCAUUAAUAACUCCGAAGAAAAUCUUCAUACUCAACAAGAACUACGCAGUGUGAUAAACCAUUUACGAACUUUUGAAAAUAGCUCGGAUUGUGAGGAAUAUAUUCGAUCGAUACCGCAUGAUGAUCGAACUAUUAUUAUUGUUAGUGGUGUAUCAGGUCGACAAUUGAUUCCACGUAUACAUAACCUUCCACAAGUUUGUUCAAUUUAUGUUUACUGUAUGCAAAGAAAAACCAAUGAGAAAUGGACGAAAGAUUUUACUAAGGUCCGAGCUGUUAUUGUCAAAUCUGAAGAUCUGAUUAAUCAAAUUCGGUCCGAUCAUAGUCAACGUUUGCAGAAAAAGGCGGAUGAAACACUUUCGAUCAAUAUUUUUCAUGCCAAUCACGGUCAGUCAACAACAGGUCUCAACGGACAAUUUGUGCAUUCACAGUUGUUGAUCGAUUGUUUAUUAAGAAUGAUACCGGUUGUCGGCGAAAAAGAAGAAUUAGUUUCCGUAUGUAAAGAAGAAUAUCGAGAGAAUUCACACGAACUAUCCAAUGUCGAAGACUUUGAAAAAAAUUAUGUACAUCAGCAAGCUAUUUGGUGGUACACACGACCAUUAUUUCUCUAUCGUUUGUUGAAUAAGGCAUUACGGGUACAAAAUAUUGAUUUGAUCUAUCAAUUUCGCUUCUUUAUUCGCGAUUUACAUCAGCAAUUAUCGGAAAGGCGAUGCUUGGCACCAAUUAGUGUCUAUCGGGGUCAAUUAAUGAUAAAUGAUGAGCUUCAAAUACUGAAAGAUUCGGUUGGGAAGUACAUUUCAAUAAAUUCCUUCUUUUCAACUAGUCUCAAUCGCAAUUUAGCGUUGUUUUUCUCUCGCGAAGAGAAUGACUACGAAAGGGUUCUAUUCGAAAUUGAUGCAACACCACAAUCGGAAGAUGAAAAGCCAUUUGCAGAUAUUAGCUCGUAUAGCAAUUUUCCUGCUGAAUCUGAAGUCUUAUUCAUGUGUGGUUCAGUAUUUCGAGUCAUGGACGUUUCGCGCGACAGCGAUGGUUUAUGGCUGAUUCACAUGAUCUUAUCCAAUGAAAAAGAUCAUGAGUUAAAACGAAUAUUUGAACACAUGAAAAAUCAAUAUAGUCAUGAAACGAAUAAUCUUCUUCUGUUAGGUCACGUUUUACGUGACAUGGGCAAAUACGAUCAAGCCGAAGCUUAUUAUCGUCGAGCACUUGAUCCACUACCGACUGAUUUACACGAGCGAAGUCGAUGUUACCAUGCACUUGGAAUAAUUCAAUACGAAAAGGGAAACUAUGACGCGAGUUUGGAAUAUCAUCGAUAUUCUUUGAAUAUUAAACUGCAUUCAUUAAAAUCGAACGAUCUUCAUUUAGCAAAUAGUUACAACAGUAUUGGAACAAUUUAUGAAAGGAAAAAAGACUAUUCACAAGCUUUACAAUCAUUUCAUCAAUCGUUACUGAUUCUUCAACAAGAACUAGGAGAUGAUCACCCGAAAGUCGCAACUUGUUUGAAUAAUAUCGCUGGAAUAUACCAAUCAGAGAAAAAGUACACUGAAGCAUUGAAAUGUAACCAGGAAGCAUUGAAAAUUCGAAGCAAACACCUCCCGGCUGACCACCCUGAUCUAGGAGCAUCGUAUAGCAAUAUUGGAAUUAUUUACCGAUGCCUUCAGCAGUAUGAUUCUGCAAUUGAGCAUCAUAAUCAAUCGCUAAAUAUUCAUAAGAAAUCACUUCCACCACAACAUCCAUCGAUAGCAUCGACAUUGACGAAUGUCGGACUGGUUUACGAAGACAGAGGAGAAUAUCGUGAAGCACUAGAAUAUUAUGAAAAAGCAGCGCUGAUCUAUCGACAAGCACUGUCUCCAAAACACCCGAAUACAAUCAAAACCGAUCAGUUCAUUCAACGAGUGCAAUCGAAAAUGAGAUGUGUUUGA
Adineta ricciae is the source of this 1995-nucleotide messenger RNA. NCBI's taxonomy places the organism in Eukaryota, Metazoa, Rotifera, Eurotatoria, Adinetida, Adinetidae. The record is from the annotation of a GenBank genome assembly.